CACGAUAUUAGCUGUUGAUAAUACUUUAUCAGCAAUCAAAUCAUUGCUAUCAGCCCUCGAAAUACCUACAGCUAAUGAACAAUGAAGAUAAGCAGAAUUAAACAUAAAUAUAAUCGCACCAAUAUUUUGAAAAAAUAACAAUAUGGACGUCAAUAAAGUUUUGUUUCGUAGUGAUCUUUAAUUAAUAAACAAACAGGCAAGUGGUUAAAAGUACCAAGUUUCGCUAACAGUGCGAUGAUCAUGACGUGCAAGAGUUGGCUUCUUUUAUUAGCUGUAGUAGCAUUGUGUGGAAUAAUAGAAGCGAGAAGCCGAAAUGAGAGCCGUUGUUAUCAGUUCACAUGGCUGGGUCCUCGAUUUCACAACGAGAGUGUAUUUAUGAACGCAACAUGUCGAGACGCCACGAGGCUGGCCAGUGGAGUUCCUUGCCAACAACCGCUCGUAGUAUCCGAUGAUGGGACAUGGCCUGAUGUUGAAUAUAUAUGGACCCAUCAUGCAGACGAAGCGACCUGUGUGUUAGCUGAUAAUGACGUCUGUGCACAGUAUACGUUUUAUUUUAACGGACGUGUGGAGAAUUCGACUUACAUGUGCACAAGAGCUCUAGAUUCAAACAAUACAGCCAUAACGAGUGGAUGUUACCAAGAGACCCACGGAAGUUUUUCGACAAGAACAGUUAUUUCGAAAUUGUUUGCCAACAUGUAUUCUGUGUUAACAAGAGUAAAUGCAAUAUUAACGUACACCCUCAGUGUUCUAGCAUGUCUAACGUUUCUGUGCUUUCUCUCCACAUUAACUGUAGAUUACAGAACUACCGCUCAAAUGAAUACAGUUAAAGUUGUAGUCAAGAAUGUUCCAGACUAUGGUGCCUCUAGAGAAAGAAAUGAUCUUGGUUACUUAACAUUUGAUCUCAAGACAGAUUUGUCAAAUCUAUUUAACUGGAAUGUGAAGCAAUUGUUUUUGUACCUCACCGCUGAAUAUGUUACACCGAAUAAUGAACUAAAUCAAGUGGUACUGUGGGACAAAAUCAUUUUGAGAGGAGAGAAUGCUGUAUUAGAUUUUAAGAAUAUGAACACAAAAUACUAUUUCUGGGAUGAUGGAAAUGGUUUAAAGGGUCACAACAACGUCACGCUAACUCUGUCAUGGAACAUCAUCCCCAAUGCAGGCUUACUUCCAAACAUCCCAGCUAUUGGCCAACACUCGUUUAAGUUUCCAGUAGACUAUACUCAAGCAAGGGUAUGAUUUACCGAGAUGCAUUUAGAACUUGUGUAGGUGAAAUUUGAAAUGUGUGUUAUUUGAUAAGACAGAAUAUACAAUUUAUUUA
Messenger RNA from Maniola jurtina (meadow brown), 1315 nucleotides. It is a transcript of the gene Spase22-23, whose product is annotated as signal peptidase complex subunit 3. The record is from RefSeq and is a predicted model, not a curated record. The coding region runs from base 235 to 1233 and encodes 332 amino acids. The transcript is spliced from 8 exons. NCBI's taxonomy places the organism in Eukaryota, Metazoa, Arthropoda, Insecta, Lepidoptera, Nymphalidae. Gene Ontology annotation, cellular component: signal peptidase complex; membrane. Gene Ontology annotation, biological process: protein targeting to ER.